Molecule: messenger RNA, 1301 nt
Organism: Archocentrus centrarchus (flier cichlid)
Lineage: Eukaryota; Metazoa; Chordata; Actinopteri; Cichliformes; Cichlidae
Product: tumor necrosis factor receptor superfamily member 14-like
Exons: 9
Coding region: 294-1202 (302 amino acids)
Biological process (GO): defense response to Gram-negative bacterium; defense response to Gram-positive bacterium; apoptotic process
Cellular component (GO): external side of plasma membrane; membrane
Molecular function (GO): protein binding; transmembrane signaling receptor activity
Source: RefSeq, a predicted model, not a curated record
CAGCAGCAGACCUUGACACAGGCUUGGAAACGCUUUAGUACCAGGAGGAACGUCACUAACAGCCGGGACCAAGCAGCAGGACCGGAGCUCCUCGAGCAGAGACAGACGGAGGACUCUGUUACAGAGCUCCGAGACGGAGGAGGAGAGCUGACUUCAUUUUAGGCUGAACUCAUGAGGACAGCAGGCCUCAGGGCUGAUGUUGUCCAGCUGUUCUUCAUGUUAGAGCUCCAUCCUCCCAGAUCUCAGUGACGUGGUUUCUUAGGGCCGAGGAACCUUUGAACCUGGAGGAUCAAAUGUCUCCAAGAAGGAACCCUCUGAGCUCUGCAGCAUUCCUGAUCAUCCUGAUCAAAGUCCACAGCACUCUCAGCCUCACAUGUCAUCCAGCAGAGUAUCUGAUAGGCAAUGAGUGCUGUCCCAGGUGUUCUGCAGGGAGUCGAGUGAAGACUCACUGUAAUGAGUACAGGAGUACUUCCUGUCUGCCCUGCAUGGAUGGAACCUACACUGAUAGACCUAACGGACUGGAACAGUGUACUCCCUGUACGAGCUGUGCAGCAGGUUCUGGUCUGAAGGUAAAGAGGUCAUGUACAGGAACAUCAGACACAGUCUGUGAACCCCUGCAGGGAUUCUACUGUAUCUACUCUGUAGGAGACGACUGUGAGACAGCACAGAGACACAGCAGCUGUGGACCAGGACAGUACAUCAGCAAUCAUGGAACAGCCUCCACAGACACCGAGUGCUCCGACUGCAGAGCUGGAACCUUUUCAGAUGGAACAUCUCCAUCCUGUCAGCCACACACACAAUGUGAAGAUCUAAACCUUCAGGAGAUAACAGCAGGAACAUCUGCAGCUGAUGCUCAGUGUGGACCACGCAGUGAUAGAUCAAGACUAGCUGUUAUUAUCCCUGUGGGUUUGGUUUUAUUUGUUGCAGCAGGAGUGUCAUUUUACUUCAUAAAGAAGAGGAAGUCUUCAUCCAGAAACACACACAGAGGAAGCCGUGGUGUACACCCAGCACCAGAGUAUCACACAGAUGAGUGGGAGCUGGAUGAGUCUGCUGAUGGGAAAGAACGGGAUCAGAGAUUGAGGGAGAUCGAAUGUGAAACCUUUGUGAAGUGUGAAGGAACAUCAUGCAAAAGAAGAGGAACAACAGCUUCCACAAAAUUACCAUCUGGACAGAUUUCAGAUCUGAAGGUGACUUUGAUGUAAAACAAGAUGAGCUGUAAACUGAACCAGAGGAGGUGGAGCCAGGCUGGACAUUUUAUUCUUCUCAUAUUUUCCUGCAUGAUUUUGUGUAAACUGAUUCCU